Meyerozyma guilliermondii ATCC 6260 is the source of this 594-nucleotide messenger RNA. RefSeq lists its product as uncharacterized. Gene Ontology annotation, molecular function: acylglycerone-phosphate reductase (NADP+) activity; triacylglycerol lipase activity. The coding region runs from base 1 to 594 and encodes 197 amino acids. The transcript has a single exon. Gene Ontology annotation, cellular component: endoplasmic reticulum; lipid droplet. Gene Ontology annotation, biological process: phosphatidic acid biosynthetic process; triglyceride catabolic process. The record is from RefSeq and is a predicted model, not a curated record. Lineage: Eukaryota; Fungi; Ascomycota; Pichiomycetes; Serinales; Debaryomycetaceae.
AUGGCAAUUGAUGUUCCAGACGAGUGGAUGAAACAGUGCUUUGAAGUUAACGUCUAUGGUCCAAUAAGCUUGACCCGUGAGUUGGCUCCCUUGCUCAUCAAAGCGAAGGGAACUGUAGCAUUUACCGGCUCAGUGGCAGGUUCAAUGCCAAUGUUAAAAGGAUCUAUCUACUCUGCAACUAAGGCUGCAAUUCGCGCAUACGCUGGCAUUCUCAAAGUUGAAUUGAAACCUCUUGGUGUGAAGGUUGUGCACUUUGUCACGGGAGCAGUGGACACUCCCAUUGCGGACAAUAGGUCCUCAUUGCAAGGAUCAUUCUAUAACGUUCCAGAAAUGGUGAAAUCUGAAGAAGAGAGACAAAAUACCUUCACCAAAAUGCCUGUCGAUGUAUAUGCAAAGAAGACAGUAGAUGACGUUGAAAGUCAGACCUUAGGUGGAAGUCCUGACAGAUAUCGUGGUAAGUCAGCUUCAUGGGCUAGGCUUUUACUAGCAGUGCUUCCUUGGAGCAUUAUUGAAUAUGUGAUGAUCACCAACCUCAAAUUGAAUGCUGCGUUUAAAGCCGUUGAAAAGAAGUACAAGGCGUUGAAGUAUGAUUGA